AUGUCAAUAUAUCUAAGUAUAAUACUAUUACAAUGUUUAUUAAUUGUAUCAAUAGAAAGUCGACGAAAUCUUCGUGAUUAUGUUGUCUCACAUGAAUAUUCAUCUGGAUUAAGACGAGAAGAAUUUUCAGUUUAUGAUGAAACAGAAAAUAAUGUACUUUGUCGUUUAGAAACAUUAGGAUAUGGUAAUAAUCGUUUAAGUAAUCUUAUUAGUUAUCCAUCAUAUCAAACAAUUGGUUCGAUUAGAAAUGUUUGGUCACCAUUUUGUGAGAUUUUAUUUAAAGAAUUUAUUUAUAAAAUAAUAAUUUAUUUUGUUUUAGUAUAUCAAUCCUAUUUUAAUGUAUUCGAUGAUCAAUUAAAUCAAUGGAUGCCAGGACAAAUAACUCAACGUUAUCGUCCACAAGGUUUUAGAUUUACAAUUGGUUAUGGUGGACAUAUUUAUACAAUGGAAAAUAAAGUUGGUUCAUCUAUAAUCGAUGUUAAAGAUGAAUUAAGACCAAAUUAUAUUCUAACAAGAUUUUAUCAAACAAAUCUUAAUCCAUUAUUUAAUUCAUUUAAAUAUGAUAUUCAAGUUUAUAGAGAUGAUUUACCUGAUCCAAUUUAUAUAUUAGCACUUUAUGCUCUAGAUACUGUAACAUAUCAAAAGAAAUAUAAUGUUACUCAAUAA
Molecule: messenger RNA, 666 nt
Organism: Adineta steineri
Lineage: Eukaryota; Metazoa; Rotifera; Eurotatoria; Adinetida; Adinetidae
Source: the annotation of a GenBank genome assembly